Molecule: messenger RNA, 1464 nt
Organism: Ilex paraguariensis (yerba mate)
Lineage: Eukaryota; Viridiplantae; Streptophyta; Magnoliopsida; Aquifoliales; Aquifoliaceae
Source: the annotation of a GenBank genome assembly
CUCUCUCUCUCUCUCUCUCUCUCUCUCUCUCUCUCUCUCUCUUCCAUUCAUCCCCAUCUACUACGACUAAACCACAGUCAAAAACAAUGGCCUCCGACAAUGACACUUCCAGAUCCGGAUCCACCACCGCCAACGGCAGCGAAACCCCAGCAUCACCACCACUCAAGCGGAGGAUAGCCCUGAUAACCGGCAUCACUGGACAAGACGGAUCGUACCUCACUGAAUUCCUCCUCAACAAAGGUUACGAAGUCCACGGCCUGAUCCGAAGAUCCUCCAACUUCAACACCCAACGCAUUAAUCACAUCUACAUCGACCCACACAACACCCACAAGGCUCGCAUGAAACUCCACUACGCCGAUCUCUCCGACGCCUCGUCUCUCCGCCGCUGGAUCGAUACCAUCCACCCCCAUGAGGUCUACAACCUCGCCGCCCAGUCCCACGUCGCCGUCUCCUUCGAGAUCCCCGAUUACACCGCCGAUGUCGUCGCCACCGGCGCUCUUCGUCUCCUCGAGGCCGUCCGGUCACACAUCUCCGACACCGGACGGACUGACAUCCGAUACUACCAAGCCGGAUCAUCGGAAAUGUUCGGAUCUACUCCACCUCCACAGUCUGAAUCGUCCCCAUUUCACCCUCGUUCUCCAUAUGCAGCCUCCAAAUGCGCCGCUCAUUGGUACACGGUGAAUUACCGAGAGGCAUAUGGGAUUUUCGCCUGCAAUGGCAUAUUAUUCAAUCACGAAUCGCCUCGUCGUGGUGAGAAUUUCGUAACCCGAAAAAUUACUCGUGCGGUUGGGAGGAUCAAGAUUGGGCUGCAGAGCAAGCUGUUUCUGGGUAAUUUACAGGCGUCGAGGGACUGGGGAUUCGCCGGAGAUUAUGUGGAGGCAAUGUGGAUGAUGCUUCAGCAAGAUAAGCCGGACGACUAUGUGGUGGCGACGGAGGAAUCGCACUCGGUGGAGGAGUUCUUGGAAGUGGCAUUUGGGUAUGUCGGAUUGGAUUGGAAAGACCAUGUGGUGAUCGACAAGAGGUAUUUUAGGCCGGCGGAGGUAGAUAAUUUGAAGGGUGAUUCGAGCAAGGCGAGGAAGGUUCUUGGGUGGAAGCCUAAAGUUGGGUUUGAGCAGUUGGUGAAGAUGAUGGUUGAUGAGGAUGUUGAGUUGGCGAAGAGAGAGAAAGUGCUUGUUGAUGCAGGGUAUAUGGAUGCCCAGCAACAGCCAUGAGCACAGAUUCACAGUUCUUUGUUUCUUCCAUCAUUACUGUUCUAUUCAAUUGGGAGUUUUCAAGUUCAACAUUUUUUCCUUUGCUUUACUUUGAAGGUGGGUGUUAUUGUUCUCACUCUGCAGUCCUUUCAAUUAUUUUAGGUUAAUUAAAGGCCCAUAAUGUUAUAGAUUGUUCCAAUGUUUUUCAAAUCCGUUUAUGUAUUUUGAGGGAAUUUAUAUAAAUAUAUAAAUAUAAAAACCUUAGUUGUUAAAG